AUGAGCGAUGAUCUCUUUGACGUCUUCAACGACGACGCGUCACCACUCGUGUCGGUUGAGGGUGUAAUGGUGGAGGUGAGAGAUGCAUCUGCGCCGUCAUCGACCUUACCUGGGCCGCGGACGGGUUUGUUGACCUCGACGACUCCGGCGAUGCGUCUCGAUGGCACCGACGAUGCUCCCACACCACCUCUCCCCACCCGCUCAUCGGCAUCACCAGCGGUGCUAAAUCCGCUUCCGACUGCGCGCCCGUUGUCCUCCGCAUUGUUCCCGCCACCUACCACGUCCACCGCCUUGGUGGACGCCUUUCAUUCUCCAGACUCUCUGCCGCCGUCGUUGUCCCGCUAUGAGCGCGGCGAUGCCCCUUUAUUGCUGCGCACCCACUGUGCGACGCCCUCGACUCUACCUGCGAGCGCAAGUUGCGGCGUCACAGUGAUCAAAGCUGCCCCUUCGCCAUCGGCGACCUCGACUGCGGAAAAUGGACUGCGAUCCCCUCACGGGGAGGGGGGCAGUGCCGCGUCAAGAGAGGGUGCGGCUUCGAGACUCGCGUCCGCACCACCGCCGUCAGCGAUCAUUACCGAGCACUUCAGUCGCAUCCGCGUUCGCCGUGCCACCGUCAGCCUUGAACAGUUCACUGUGCGCCUGGCUGAGUUCCCAUUUGCCUCGUUCGACCUCUUUCGUGGCAUGUCGCGCCGCAGCGAUGAGGCGGUGGCACGCACUUGCGUCGGCGUUGUCACGCGCAAGUCGGAUCCGAAGCAGAGCACCACGGCCACCCGCUCCUCAUGCUACGCUGUGCUGACACUGUGGAACAUGGAGAGCAUCUCGCCAGCGCCGGAGACGGAGCUCAGCGUUCUGCUCUGCGGCAGCGCGUUUGACCUUCUUUACAGUCGCCUGGUCACUGGCGCAGUUGUGGCUCUCAGCAACGUUGCGCGGUGCGCACGACGAGGCUCUGCGCCGGCGCACGACGCCGACGAGGUACUGCUGCGCGUGGCGGAUAGCGAGGCUGUCCGCCAGCUGGGCUUUGCCGCUGACCUCGGCACGUGUGCAUCCGUGUCUUACAAGUCGAAGGAGCGUUGCCACGUCAUGGUGAACACGCAGCGGUCGCAACACUGCAUCUACCACGUCGCAGACCUUCGCAAGGCUGCGCGCAGCGGCGACACUGGAGGACAGGGACGCAACGCAACGCAUGGUACGCGAGUCGCUAGCGCCUCAUCUCUCGGAGCUCCUGCAACCAUGAAGGGCAGCACCCUCACCACGCACCUUACCCUCUCCGGAGCGCAGCAACGGCUGGCCGUCUUGGCGCCGGGCGGCGUCGCGCAGCAGCCAGCAGGCCACCACUCUGCAGGCAGCAGCGGCCGUGCAUCACUCCUUAGUGGUGCAGUGACGAACAGCAGGCUGGCUGCCUCGCAGCAGAUGCUUCGACAGACGUCGUUUUUUGCCGUGCGCGGCGCCACUGGGCUUCCUGUCGAGGAUGCCGCUCUCCGCAACUGCGUGAACUCGGCCGGCUCCGGUGUGUACGGUGGUGUGCAGACUGGCGCACCUCUGACGCUGCGGCAGCAGGUCGGUCUGCGUCCCGCCGCGAGCUACCCCUCCGCACAUAAGCUUGGCGUGACAUCGCGUGGUCGUGAUGUGCUGGAGGCUGCCCGCCAGCAGGCCGUCCACCACGAGGAGGAAAAGUUGCUUCGGCGACCACUGCGCUGCGGGAGGACAGCUAGCACUGCAGGGGAAGGGGUGCCAAAUCAUGCGCGCACUGAGGGCGGCGGCAGCAGCGGUGGCGAUCCUCGCGAUGUGGAUGCCCAAGCCCCAAAUCGUAGCCCCGAAGGCGUCACUACUGGCUGGGGCAGGAGAACGCCGUCGACCACCGGCGCGCCGAAGCGUGCGCGCAUAGAGGUACCGCCGCCGUCUACCCUUUCGGCCUUCACGGAGCAUACCACCUCUCCUUGCUCUUGUUCGUCGUCGUCGUCGUCCGCACCAGUCGCCUCAGCAUCCAUCGCCGGCACCGCGACGCUGAGAAACGGGGCGGAUGGUAGCCGAGUGGAGGCACUGCGACAGCAGUUUCAGCCGCUGCGUCGGGGUGCAUCAGCCCCCUUCACUCCUCUCAGAAGCCACGGCGCCGUACACGCCGUCAUCGCGUCGCCGCGGCAGAGAGACCACCGCCACAGCGUUGUGAUGUCCAGCGCCGUCAGCUCCGGUACAGGCGCCUCCGCGUCGCAAAACGCGCUAUUCCGUGCCGCUAUCGAAGCUGCGCGGGACAUCACGAGCAGCUCGACGGAGAGCACGAAGUCGCCUCCCGAGGUAUCCACGAGUGUGCCAGCGAAGUUGCACGAAGCUGACGACGACGCGGCGUCCGCUCUCACGCUCCUUGGAUCGGUAGCGGACGGCAUCCACAGCGCACAUGAUCACCUGCGCAGUGAAUCCGACCGGCAGGAGCUGCUCGGCUUCGUGAAGAAGCAAAUCGCAAAGGAGAAGGCGCUGGAGGCGCUGGAGGCGAUCACGGAGCAGCAGAUCAGGGCUCACUACUGCUAUGCGUGCCGCUGCUGGUACGGGCAGCCGCCGACGACGUGCGUAGAGCAGCACCACCGUGUGGAACUGAAGCCGGCGCUGAAGAAGUACAUCAAGUGCGAGCACUGCAACUACAAGACGUUUGUGAUUGGCGGCGACGAGGCGAAGGGCUGGAGGGUGUACCCGCGUUGCCCGCGCUGUCAUCAGUCAAGUUUCUGGGUCCGCGGUGACGCGGCACUGCAGGUGCCUGCCGUGGUGGAGGCGCCACCGCCCCCGUGA
Leishmania mexicana MHOM/GT/2001/U1103 is the source of this 2778-nucleotide messenger RNA. RefSeq lists its product as hypothetical. Gene Ontology annotation, cellular component: replication fork protection complex; nucleus. Gene Ontology annotation, molecular function: single-stranded DNA binding; DNA replication origin binding. Bases 1 to 2778 code for a protein of 925 amino acids. The record is from RefSeq and is a predicted model, not a curated record. Gene Ontology annotation, biological process: DNA replication initiation; DNA replication. Lineage: Eukaryota; Euglenozoa; Kinetoplastea; Trypanosomatida; Trypanosomatidae. The transcript has a single exon.